UCUUUUUCUCAGGUUUCUCUCCCUUUUCGACGACAAUAUUCAUCACCCGACGGAUAAAAGUAAAGGAAAUAGUAGUAGAAAGUUGUGAGUUUAGUUGCGAUAACAGUCAUUGAUAACCUGUUGGUUGUAUCGACUGUAUCAACAUUUUGUACUAUUUUUAAACCACCAAAGAGCAUCGCGUGCACAUUUUUAAACGGCUUAGAAUGAAAACAAAAGAGACAGGAUGUUCGUGUGAAAUGGAUGAAAAUUAGAAAGAGAGAGAGAGAGAGUGAGAAAGAGUGAGAGUGAGAGUGAGAAUGAGUAAGUGAGUGAGUGAGUGAGUGAGUGUAAGAGAGAUAAGCAAAGGAAGCGUUGAAAAGAGAAAGAUAAUACGUGGACUGACGUUUCGUUGAUCACUCGUGACCACUUUUAAAUCGCUCAUUAGUUUCUGAUCGUGUUUCUCUGUUUGCUACACAUAGAGACGAAGAUACACAAAAGGGGAUCAUCCAUCCUUUUGAGCAGUGUGUGCUUUGUGUCAAAUUUUCUCUUUACCGGUUUGUUUUCAAGUCACCGAACGGAGGAGGGAUCAGCUAACUAGAACGUUAUUUCCUGUCUUCCGAUCGUUCUCGAAUUUUUGUCGCAUAUUAACGAAGAAAAUUAAGUGAAAUUUUUAGAAACGUUAACGUUUUUUUAUUUCGUGAGUAUCGCAUUUCAAAUUCAUUACUGCCCCGCCUCUCUUUUUUUUUUUCGAUCAUCCCUAUUUCCACUCCUACAAUUUCGUUUUCAUCAUUUUUUGAAAUGUAUUUGUUAUAUAAAUAACGAUAAGAAAAUAAUAUUUCUGAGUAUUAUAUUGAAUGGCAUUAAUCAAAUUUUGGAUAAGCCCAACACGUAAAUGGCGUUUGCAUAAUACUCGACACUAUUAUCGACGUUACUUUAAAGAAUAAUGGCGAGCAAAAAUAAAAACCAAAGGAAAAGUAGUCCACGAGGACAAAUAUUUUAUUUAAUUCAUCGUUUAAUCGAAUUCAUUGCCAAAUGUAUAUUUUCAUUAGCAGCUUAUAUUCGUGGGCCAAAAGAAGGUCAACCACCUAUAAACGAUUUAACACUUUUACACAGUGCAACUACGUUAGCUUUUAAAAUUAGAAAUAAACAAUUAACUUCCGAGCAAGUAGUAAAGUCGUACAUUGAGAGAAUACAAGAGAUUCAACCAGUAUUAAAUUGUGUAGCUGAAGAUCGUUUUGAGGAAGCUCUCUUAGAAGCUAAAAAAUACGACGAAAUGUUAGAAUCUCCUAAUGCACCAUCUGCGAAAGUUCUUGCCAAAGAAAAACCUUUCCUAGGUGUUCCAUUUUCAACCAAGGAUUGUAUUGCUAUAAAAAAUAUGAAACAAACGGCUGGUCUGGUUUUACGAAAAAAUAUUGUCUCAGAGAAAGAUGCAGAAGUAAUAAGAUUGAUGAAAGAAGCUGGAGCUAUUCCAUUAGCAACAACGAAUGUUUCAGAAAUUGCUAUGUGGUGGGAAACCCAUAAUUGUUUAUACGGUACCACGAAGAAUCCGUACAACACUAGACAUAUAGUAGGUGGUUCUUCCGGGGGUGAGGGCUGCAUACAAGCAGCUGCCGGUUCACCAUUAGGAAUAGGAUCUGAUAUUGGCGGCUCUAUUCGCAUGCCAUGCUUUUUCAAUGGAAUUUUUGGUCAUAAACCUUCCAAAGGUAUUGUUUCUACUGAUGGUCAAUAUCCAAGUCCACACAACGAAGAUCAAAACCAAUUACUCGGGAUAGGCCCAAUGUGCAGAUUUGCACAGGAUAUGAAACCUGUUCUUAAAAUAAUAGCUGAUAAAAAUGCGGAAAAAUUGAAUUUAGAUGACAAAGUUGAUGUUUCGAAACUCAAAUUUUAUUACAUGGAGGAUGACGGAGGACAAUAUUUUGUAUCGCCUGUAAGCGAGGAAAUAAAAUGUGCUAUGAGAAAAGUGCUUCUUCAUUUUGAGAAAGUGUAUAAAAUAAAACCUACGAAGUUACAAGUACGAAAAUUAAAAAAAAGCGCUAAUCUGUGGUUCGCAAACAUGACAUCAAAAGGCGAUAAAGAUUUUUCCUACGAAUUGUCUAACAGGAGCGGACGUAUUAAUAUUUGGUGGGAAUUUACAAAGUGGUUAAUGUUCCUAAGCAAUCAUACGUUCAUUGCUCUAGUAACAGUAGCAUUUGAGAGGUUAGGUAUAAGACAUGGGAGUGAGCAAUACACAAAACUUAUACAAGAAAGUAGAGACCUUUACCAAGAAUUUCAGGAUAUUUUGGGAGAAGACGGUGUUUUCUUGUAUCCAACUCAUCCAACGGCAGCGCCGUUACAUCAUGAACCACUUAUAAAACCAUUUAAUUUUUCAUACACUGCAAUUAUUAAUGUCUUGGGUUUACCAGCCACCGCUUGUCCAUUAGGAUUAAACAAGGAAGGAAUUCCAAUUGGCAUACAGGUCAUUGGUGGUUUAUAUCAAGAUCGUUUGACGUUAGCUGUUGCCGAGGAAAUAGAAAAAGCAUUUGGGGGAUGGGUUCCUAUCAGUAUCAUAGCUUAAAUAUUAGACAUUUUAGACAAUAAUAAUUUAAAAUGCAUUGUAAUGCAUUGACAUACCAAAUCCUGCCUUUCUUGACUCUUGAGUAAUUCAAAUUUUAUAGAAGAAAAGAUAUCUGUGUAUUUAAGUUUAUAAAUGAAAGGUACAAGUUACCUUUACACAUGUGAGACAUGUAAGACACGACAUGUAAGACAUGAUUGAUACGAUUUAAUUUUUAUUUUAUUUUUUUAUUCUGAUAAUAAUAUCUUCUAUAAGCAUAUUUUUAUUAUUAUUAUUAUUAGUAGUAAUAGUAGUUCGAAUGAAAAACUAUUAACAACUUCAUUAACAAUCCAUUAAUAUAAUUGCUCGUAUUAUUGAAAUAAUCCAUUCGAAUAAAUCAUUUCUACACAAAAUAUGGAUUAUAUAGUAAACGCAGAUAUGAAAACUACCUCUGAUCGAGAAACUAAAUUUCUACUACUAUGAGCAUUUAUAAAUUUAUACUUUCCAAAAAUAAAUGUCUUUCUAUAUGAUAAUGUAUUCGUUUA
This is a messenger RNA of Polistes canadensis, 3054 nucleotides long. Its product is annotated as fatty-acid amide hydrolase 2-A. The transcript has 9 exons. NCBI's taxonomy places the organism in Eukaryota, Metazoa, Arthropoda, Insecta, Hymenoptera, Vespidae. The record is from RefSeq and is a predicted model, not a curated record. The coding region runs from base 923 to 2533 and encodes 536 amino acids.